AGUGACAAGCGUUUUAUCUGGGACAGCUCUCUUCACGUUCGUCACCUUCGACUUUCUAGAGAGAGAUAGAGAGAGAGGGACAGAGGUUUUUUUGGAGAGAGAAACGGCGGUUUUUAUAGGGAGAAACUGCGAUGUUUUAGGGACAGAAAAGUGUGGUGUUGGGGGAGAGAUACGGGGUGUCUAGACAAUGCUGGUUUUGUCCAUUUCAUCGGCGGGAAUUCUCCGAUAUGGGUUCGAGUGCGGUGGUAGGCGGUACUAGUAUCACCACCGGUGGCACCACUUCUUGCUGCCACAUGGCUAGGUGGAGAUGGGACCACCACUGCUUUCUCUCAUCAACCUUUGUCUUCUUUAUUGCUUCCUUCGUCGUUUACGGAUUCAUUGCGGGUGUCUAUGCUUGGCUUUUCGUCAACCCUCAUGCGCCUCUGGAACUGGCCUCGCUGGGCUGUCGCCCGGACAGUGAGGGCUCCUGGGCGAUUGGUGUUUUCUAUGGUGACUCCCCGUUUUCUCUCAGACCCAUUGAGGCGAUGAAUGUGUGGAGAAAUGAAAGUGCAGCGUGGCCUGUGGCCAACCCUGUUGUCACAUGUGCGUCGGCUUCGGAUGCUGUUUUCCCUAGUAAUUUUGUUGCUGACCCUUUUCUCUAUGUUCAGGGAGACACACUUUUCCUAUUCUAUGAAACAAAGAAUUCGAUCACAAUGCAAGGAGAUAUUGGGGUCUCAAAAAGUGACGAUAAGGGUGCAACAUGGCAACAUUUGGGUGUUGCCUUGGAUGAGGAAUGGCAUCUUUCGUAUCCAUAUGUCUUUGAGUACCUUGGCAAAAUAUACAUGAUGCCUGAGUGCAGUGGUAAAGGGGAGCUCCGCAUCUAUCGAGCACUUAACUUUCCCUUGCAAUGGACACUCGAGAAAAUUAUUAUUAAAAAACACCUAGUUGAUUCUGUUAUUAUUAAUCAUGAUGGGAAAUAUUGGAUUUUUGGUUCUGAUCACACUGGUUUUGGUGCCAAGAAGAACGGACAGAUGGAAAUCUGGUAUAGUAGCUCGCCAUUUGGUCCCUGGAAGCCACACAAGAAGAACCCUAUUUUUAACACUGACAAGAGAUUUGGUGCUCGGAAUGGAGGCAGGCCAUUUGUGUACAAUGGAAACCUUUAUCGCAUGGGUCAAGACUCCGGUGAAACAUAUGGACGGCGAGUCCGUGCUUUCAAAGUGGAAGUCCUUACCCAGGAUGAGUUCAAAGAAGUUGAAGUUUCCCUGGGCAUAGACGAGUCAAAUAAGGGUCGAAACGCUUGGAACGGUGCUCGCUACCAUCACCUUGAUGUGCAACAACUAAGUUAUGGCAAGUGGAUUGGUGUCAUGGAUGGAGAUCGGGUACCUUCAGGAGACCCAGCUCAUCGUUUUAUUCUUGGCUGUGCUUCAGUUGUGGUUGUUGUCGCAGUUGUUAUACUGUUGGGGUCGCUGGUUGGAGCCGUGAAAUGUAUUAUCCCCCUCAACUGGUGCCCACACAAUUCAGGAAAGAGAAGCGAUGUUUUCCUGACAUGGGAACGGUCCAAUUUGAUGUCUUCUAAGCUUCGACAGCUCUGCAGUCGCUUGAAUAGAGCACCUUUAUUCCUCCGAGGCAUGAUAAAACCCAACUCCAUCAUCGGAAGAUUGGUAAUCUCUUUCAUAUUUGCAGUUGGAGCUGUACUAGUCUGCAUUGCCGUGAAGUACAUCUAUGGAGGCAAUGGUGCUGAAGAAGCAUAUCCAUUGAAAGGACACUACUCUCAGUUCACACUAUUGACGAUGACCUACGAAGCCCGGCUCUGGAAUUUGAAAAUGUACGUGAAGCAUUACUCAAGAUGCUCUUCAGUAGAGGAGAUUGUAGUGGUGUGGAACAAAGGGGCGCCUCCAGAACCGAGUGAAUUGGACUCGGCAGUGCCGGUGAGGAUCAGAGUGGAGGAAAAGAACUCACUCAACAACCGCUUCAAGAUCGAUCCUCUGAUAAAGAACCGAGCUGUUCUAGAGCUUGACGAUGAUAUCAUGAUGAGCUGCGGUGAUAUAGAACGGGGAUUCCGGGUAUGGCGAGAGCACCCAGAUAGGAUUGUGGGAUUCUACCCACGUCUUGUAGAAGGAAACGUGUUAAAGUACGACGGGGAGAAGUAUGCCCGAAAGCUGAAAGGGUAUAACAUGAUCCUGACAGGAGCAGCCUUCAUUGAUGCCCAACUCGCCUUUGAGAGGUAUUGGAGCGAGGAAGCCAAGGCAGGAAGGAAGGUUGUGGACAAGUAUUUCAACUGCGAAGACUUGCUUUUGAACUACCUCUAUGCAAAUGCCAGCUCUUCAAGGACGGUAGAGUAUGUGAGACCCACUUGGGUCAUCGACACAUCCAAGUUCUCAGGCGUUGCCAUCAGCCGAAACACUCAACUCCAUUACAGAAUACGAAGCGAGUGCCUCUUGAAAUUUUCAGAGAUGUAUGGUGGUUUGGGGAAGCAGAAAUGGGAAUUCAACGGCCGGGAGAACAGACGGGAUUUUUGAACAGGAAUCCAAUCGAUUAUUCACCAUAGCCACAGGUAGAUUGUAAUAGAAGGUGACAAAAAUUCUUGUAACUUCCAACUUUGUUGGUUCUUUCUCUUGUGAAUUAAUCACUCAAAAUCUCUUAGAGAUGGGAGUACUCUUUAGGAUCCCCAUAGGUUUACAUGUACAUUGGGUUUUCUCAUUUCUGUUAAGUUAUUAAACCUUGCUGAAAGGUGAGAUUGGUUUUGAAAACUAUGCUUCUUUUACCUUCUUC
Messenger RNA from Vitis vinifera (wine grape), 2751 nucleotides. Its product is annotated as glucosamine inositolphosphorylceramide transferase 1. Lineage: Eukaryota; Viridiplantae; Streptophyta; Magnoliopsida; Vitales; Vitaceae. Bases 228 to 2498 code for a protein of 756 amino acids. Gene Ontology annotation, cellular component: membrane. Gene Ontology annotation, molecular function: glycosyltransferase activity. The record is from RefSeq and is a predicted model, not a curated record. The transcript is spliced from 4 exons.